AUGCCUGCACGCACCAGUCGAUUCUUCUCUUCAUCCAACACAUCUUCAUCAUUAAAGAAAAGACAAAAAGCUGAAUCAAGCAAAGCAAACCAACAAAAGAAAAAUACCAAUUCAUCAACGGCUGCAGCUUCUUCAUCGAACAACAAGAAGCAAACAAGCAAUAACAGAAAAAAGAAAAAGAAGAACAGUUCAGACGAAGAAUCGAGUAGUAGUAGUGAUUCCGAAGAAGAUAAUAAAAAGAAGAAGAAAAAAUCAAAAAAGACGAUCAAGAAAAAACAACUCACAGAAAAAGACAAAGAAAAGAUGAAUAAGCUUUGGGAAAGAUUUGUUACUGGUAAACCACGAUUAUUAAUUGGAUGUCAUGUAGCGUUUGGUUCGCAAGGAAUUGAACAUGCUCCAUUAGCAGCUGUGGCGAAUGGAUGUUGUGGAGCAUUUGCACUGUUUUUGGGAAAUCAAAAGACAUAUUCACAAAAAGAGUACACAGACAAACAAGUUUCGAAAUUUAUUGAAAAUUGUAAAGAUUUAAAUUUUGACAGAGAGUAUUUAUUGCCACAUGCAAGUUAUUUGAUCAAUUUAGCAAACCCUGACAAGGAAAAGUUGGCUAAAUCGAAAAAUCUAUUUCUAACAGAAUACAAAAAGUGUCAACAAUUAGGCCUCAAACGGUAUAACUUUCAUCCUGGAUCUACUGUAGGAGAAACAACCGUGGAAAAUGGUUGCAAGCAAAUUGCAGAAUGCAUUAAUUGGGCAAAUUCACAAGUAGACAAUGUAAUAUCAGUUUGGAAUGCGUUGCGGGAAGUGGAAACACAAUUGGACAUAAAUUUGAACAAUUGA
This is a messenger RNA of Naegleria lovaniensis, 831 nucleotides long. RefSeq lists its product as uncharacterized. The record is from RefSeq and is a predicted model, not a curated record. The transcript is spliced from 2 exons. The coding region runs from base 1 to 831 and encodes 276 amino acids. Lineage: Eukaryota; Heterolobosea; Eutetramitea; Acrasida; Naegleriidae. Gene Ontology annotation, cellular component: nucleus; mitochondrion. Gene Ontology annotation, molecular function: DNA binding; zinc ion binding; DNA-(apurinic or apyrimidinic site) endonuclease activity. Gene Ontology annotation, biological process: base-excision repair.